CCGAGCGGAGACGAAGAUUCCCGAACGGAGCCGAGCGGAGCCCGAGCCUCUCCGAGCGGAGACGAAGAUUCCCGAACGAAGCCGAGCGGAGCCCGAACCUCUCCGAGCGGGCCUGGGUCGCUGUCUCCGCCGCCGAGGGUCCCUGUUGUCCCCCCGGUGCAGGCCGGAGCCAUGAUCGAGGUUCUGGCCCAGCUGAGCCGUGGGCCCGUCUUCCUGGCCGGAGAGAUGCUGGAGUGUGGGAUCGUCUUCACCAACCCUCUCUCCGCCUCCUCCACCUCCGCCAGCAGUGAGAUGCUGGCGUGGGCCAGCGCCCAGAUUCACUGCCAGUUUCACUCCAGCGAGAACCGGGUGGCGUUGCCUCCCUCGGAUGACAGCAAGCAUGACGUGCAGGCCGAGAACGAGACAGUGUUUGUCCCCAACAGAGGAGAGCGGGGUCAGUGCAUCCUGUCCACACCCCCAAAGAUUCUCUUUUGUGACUUGCGCCUGGAUCCCGGAGAGUCGAAAUCCUACUCGUACUGUGAGACGCUGCCUGUGGAUGGGCCGCCCUCCUUCCGGGGGCAGUCGGUGAAGUACGUGUACAAGCUGACCAUCGGCUGCCAGCGAGUGAACUCGCCCAUCAAGCUGCUGCGGGUGCCCUUCCGGGUGCUGGUGCUGCACGGGCUCAAAGAUUAUCAGUUCCCCCAGGACGAAGUGGUCGCCCCCUCGAACCCCUUCCUGGAGGAGGAGGAGGGAGUGAAGAAAGACUCCCGGCUGGCGGACCUGGCCACGGAGCUGCUGAUGGCAGCCACCUCCCGGCGCAGCCUGCACGUGUAUAACAUCAGCAACACCCGGGGCAAGGUGGGCAAGUUCGGGAUCUUUAAGACUGUCUAUAAGAUUGGAGAAGACAUCCUGGGGACCUUUAACUUCUCAGAAGGGGACAUCCCCUGCCUGCAGUACUCGGUGAGCCUGCAGACAGAGGAGAGUAUCCAGGAGGAGUUCCAGCGGCGGCACGGGCAGCCCGUCUCCUACAGCACACACGCCCGCCACCAGGAGUCCUGUCUGCAUACGGCCAGGAGCAGCUUCAGCCUCCCUGUCCCGCUGAGCUCCACGCCCGGCUUCACCACCAACAUUGUGUCUCUGAAGUGGAGGCUGCACUUUGAGUUCGUGACCUCCCGAGAGUCGGGGGAGGCCCACACGGUCCCUGAGAACCCGUCGGAAACCAUCACCUGGACUGGGGUGGAGCAAAUCGAAGUGGAUACCUUCAGCUGGGACCUGCCCAUCAAAGUCCUGCCGACCAAUCCCGUCCUGGCCUCCUACGUGUCCCAGUUCUCCAGCACAAACUCCAUCACUAUCUGAGCUGGGGCAGGACCUAGGUGGGAGCCUGGGGCGCCAGUCACACCACCCGCUCGGGACAGUAGCUGCCGAGUGGCAGGGCACAGGCCCACUCUGAGCCCUGCACCAGGCCCUGCGCCGGCUGUGCGGCCCUGCCUGUGUGAGAGACAACGCUCUAGGCCCAGCACUAGCUGGCCUCUCCUUCCUGAGCUGCGUCUCUCUGGGUCGGGAGCCAGGCUCCUGGUCGCCUGGGCAUGCACAGGAACCCCAGUGCUCUCUGUCAGGGGCGGCCUGGCUGCUUCCUCCCCAGUGUGGGGCCUUGUGCCCAGCCCAGGGAAGGGAGAAGGUCGCCCUUCCAGUGACUACCCGUCCCAGGCUCCUGGGAAGCCCACGCCCAUUCCCUCUGGGAUCUCCCCCCACUGCAUGGAGGACCCCAUCUCCAGCUGACACAUGUCCAGUGCCCCUGGCCCCAGCUGGGAGCGACAGCCCUGGGGCAUGUCCAUCCUGCGUGGGAACUGCAGUCCCUCUGGUAGCGUCAGCCCCGCAGCAGCCCCCCUGCCUGGGACAGCCCCAGCAGAGGGGCAGCAGGUGCCCUGCACGCCCAAGCUGGGCUUCUGCACAUGGCUGGCUUCCCACGGGAGAGGCCAGGGUCCCAUGGAGACAGGGCGACGCUGCAGCUCCAGGACCCUAGACCAAGGAGGAGGCCGGCUGCCAUCCCCACCUGAGCUGGGAGAAGGAGAUCCUGGCCUGGAGGCUGGGUUCUUGGCCCUGCUCUCCCUGGGGCGGAUGAGUGCCGCCUCUUCUCUUCCUGGGCUGGGCCCGGCAAUGAAGUCAGCGUAACUCCAUCGUUCGGGGAGUGAACUCCUCUCCACCCCCCCACCCCCGAGUGCCGCUGUCACACCGACCUGCCCCCGGGUGCUGACAGCACUGGGUCCCAUUGACCUGCGCCCGGGGAGAGCCCCUCCCGUCAGGGCAGGCAGCAGCUUCACUGAAGUCCUGAGGCACCCAGCGCUGUGCUGGACCGGGGCCAGGCCCGACCCCUCCAAGCUCCUGGGGUCUUUCCCCAGCAGCCUGAUAAAGUGUCUGCUCUGUGUGUGCAAGUUAAUAAACACCUGAGUGCCCAGCCCA
Molecule: messenger RNA, 2439 nt
Organism: Chrysemys picta bellii (western painted turtle)
Lineage: Eukaryota; Metazoa; Chordata; Testudines; Emydidae
Gene: RGP1
Product: RGP1 homolog, RAB6A GEF complex partner 1
Biological process (GO): retrograde transport, endosome to Golgi
Cellular component (GO): Ric1-Rgp1 guanyl-nucleotide exchange factor complex; Golgi membrane
Source: RefSeq, a predicted model, not a curated record